Hylaeus anthracinus is the source of this 4044-nucleotide messenger RNA. RefSeq names its product scavenger receptor class B member 1-like. Gene Ontology annotation, molecular function: scavenger receptor activity. The record is from RefSeq and is a predicted model, not a curated record. Gene Ontology annotation, cellular component: membrane; cytoplasm. Bases 1259 to 2842 code for a protein of 527 amino acids. NCBI's taxonomy places the organism in Eukaryota, Metazoa, Arthropoda, Insecta, Hymenoptera, Colletidae. The transcript is spliced from 4 exons.
UUCCGAUAAAAAACCGAUACGAGCGCCUUUUUUCACGGUCUCUUUGGGAUCGAAGCUUCGUCAUCCGUCGAUGGAAUUUUGGCGCGACAAAACGAUACGAAUCACGCGGCAAACCUAGACCGUUGCUAGCGAUUUCGAAAACGUAACGGGAGAUCGAGUAGAUCCGGUUUAACGAGCUUCAAAUUAUAAGUAUAGGUAACGUAUGUAGGUCCUCCGACUCGCUCGUGUUCCUAUAGCUAUACUCGGCGAAUCGAGAAUCUCACGGACCAGUUCCUUGCGUAAUCGUAGCACAGCGAAUAAGAAGCGCAGUUACGAAGUCUCGUAUCUAUCGUACGACUCGUUACGUCUGCGUGUAAAAGGCAGACGACAAACACCAAACAACGCGCGUCAAGUAAAUGCAGAAGAAGCGGGUGAAAAGGGCAUCUGCCAGUCACAACAUCGAACGGUCUCGAUGAAAUCGGAUCACAGGCGUCGAAGCGCAUCGAGAUGCGACGCACGCGACGAGACGAGACGAGACAAGACGAGACAAGACGAGACGAGAAGAAACGAGACGAGACCGGACGCGAUUAAACGAGCGGUCGCUUAAGGUGAGCCACCGGACUAAAGCCGCGUUCUCGCUUCCAUUUACCGCGGUUAAAAAAAAGAGAGACAACGACACUUUUCGUCCGGGAACGACUCGAGUCCCGAAACAUUGGUUUCCGGCGGAUCUCGAGGGUGGUUACGAGAUGCGCGUUCGUCCUUUUGUCCUUCCUUCCAGGUUCUCGCGUUUCGUUCGAUUCGCGGAAGACGACGCGAGUAGAGGAAAAAUCUGUUGGCGAGAAACGAACGAAAGUGGAAUCCUCGCGACGAACGAGAAUGUCACGGACAAGUACGUCGGCGUGUUACGUCCGCACAGGGAACGACGGAGCGGAAAAAAGGGGGAAAACGGAAUCGCGGAUGUCUGGGAAGAAAGAGGCAAGGGGAGGUAGAACGGUUCGUCGACGUAAGCGAUGCUCGGCAAACGAGAGGAUUACCCAGCGUGUCCUAAGUUUGGUGGCGAACGAGGGUCAUCGCCGCUGCGACGAGGUUAUCGAUGAAUCGGGGAAAGGUGGGGAGAUUUUUGUACUCUGUCGUCGUGUUCGAGAGAACUCGGUAAGUCGAGGAAAACGCGAACGAAGAAACGGAGAAACGAUCGGACGAGAAUCUCGAGCUCGGAAUCAUCGGGACAGUAUAUCGGCUGACCGCUGCAUCGCCGAUACCAAGGACGGUGAAAAAGAGGAUGGAGAAAAUGUUGGCGCGAGCGAUUCGAAACGGUUUCGACGGAGCGAAGAGGAGACGGGUUCGGUGGUCGUACGGGCUGGUCGCGUUAACGAGCAUCGUGGUAUUCGCGGUGUUUUGGUUCACCAACGUCUUUCGAAACACGAUUCUAUCGAAUCUCGAGCUUCGGAACGGCACCACGUCCUUCUUGCUAUGGCAACGACCCCCCGUUGGACUCACUUUCAACGUGUACGUGUUCAAUUACACGAACCUGCGGGAGUUCGAAAGAGGGAACGCGUCCAAGCUGCGAGUGCAAGAAGUCGGACCGUUUACCUAUCGGGAGAAUCUGAACCGAGUGAACGUGGAGUUGCACGAAAACGGAACGGUAACGUAUCAAGAGAAAAGAAGCUACCGAUGGGUGUCUGGCGAGUCGGAGAACGAAACGGUGAUCGUGCCCAACGUGCUGUUGAUGUCGACGCUUGCCUAUUCCCGAAAUUUGCCGUUACCGAUGCAGCUCUUGUUGACGAUGAUUCUAUCGAGCGUCAGCACGAAACCGUUCCUCGAACUGACGGUAGGGGAGUACCUCUGGGGCUACGAGGACAAGCUUUUCCAAAUGGCCAAGCCUUUCGCCUCCCUUAAGCAUGAUCUGCCCUUCGACGAGUUUGGUAUUCUCGCGUUUAGAAACGCCGUGAACGAGGAUCGCAUCACGAUUCACACGGGCGUCGGGGAUCUCGGAAAGAUCGGACUGAUCGAACGGUUGAACGGAGAGAAGGUACGGAAAAUUUGGGGGAACGAAUCGUGCGACAGAGUGUACGGCACCGACGGCAGCAUGUUUCCACCCCAGUGGAUCGAACGGCCGGAAUCCGACGUCUACAUCUACGCGAAAGACGUCUGCAGGGCAAUACCGCUUCGUUACGAAGGCCGUCACAUCUCCAGCGGUAUUCCGAGCUUGAGGUACAAAGUACCGAGCGACGUUUUCACGUCGACACGCGACGAAAACUCGUGUUUUUGCCCGAAGGAGUCGGACGAUUCGACCACGGGAAAAUGUCCUCCGCUCGGAACGUUCAACGUUUCCGCUUGCAAUUUCGGCGCUCCGUUUAUCCUCUCGUUCCCUCACUUUCACUCGGGCGACAAGUCGCUGUUCGAGAGAAUCGACGGGCUGACACCACGAGAAGAACACCGCGAGAGCUUCAUCGACGUUCACCCGAUACUGGCCGUCACGAUCGCCACCAGAAUGAAGUUUCAGGUGAAUCUCGAAGUGCGGAAAGCGACCGGCGUGCCCUUCGCAGGGAAUCUCAAGGACGGCUCGAUUCUGCCUUUGGUCUGGAUAGAUUCCGGAAUAGAGGAGCUACCCGAAGCGAUGCAGGAGGUUUUCUAUCGCGGCCAUUACGUCGUAAGCGGCAUCGAAGCUGGAUUACAAUGGUGCAGUCUCGUUUGCGCGAUCCUGUCUUGCGCGGCUUUCUUUGCCACGUUCAAGAAGAACGAGGAAACCAACGCGGGCCUCGAUCCUGAAUCGACGAAGCCGUGCGAGACCUCUCCAACGAAACUCGCUCCAACGGGAGACAUUCGCGACCCGGUUUUCCAUUUAACGGUUGUAUCCGCGUAAAUGUUUCGGUUAGCGUGCCGAUCGAAUAGGACAAUGGCUGUUUCAAUGGCGCGAGCGCGUGUCAUAACAAGGAAUUUACCGCGAAAUUCACUGGACACCGAUCCGAUGCUACGAUAUCGCGUUACUUGUCGGAGCAACAAAGGUUCGCUGUUCGCGAUCGAUCACACUCGGUCCUUGGUGGCUCGUUUCGAAUACGUAUAGACGCGAUAACGUUCGACACGCGUACGCGCUCGAUUUAUCGAGGAACGAUCUCGACGUCUCCGAUCGUACGUGAAUGCGAACGUAAACGUGAAUGUAAACGCGUGCGCAAACUUUAUGCUGACGAAUGUAUUUUCCAUCGACACCGAUAACCUGUUCCGACAACAUUUUCCAAGAUGUGAGAUAACAGACUCGUUUCUUUUUUUCCGUUAUCGCGCAUCGAAUUCGCGCGGGGUAUCGUUCGAACGGCCAGACAACUCGUCUCAACUCGUCUCGUCUCUACUCGGACCAGAAACGAGGUCUCCGCACCGUCGACAACAACAUUGAGCAAAUACCUGUUCGACGCUUUUAUUAGUUUCCAUAAAAUUGUUUGAAAUCGUCCGAUUUCGAAACUAUUUGGCUAUUUCAUCAACUUCUCGUGCUCCAUCGUAGAAAAUUGUAUUCGUCUAAAAACCUAACUGUAAUCUAUUUGUAGUAACGCUUUGUUAUAACGAGAUACAUAUACACAAACGGGUAAUGAAUAACAAUAAGAUCUCUGGCGACGUCGACAUCGUCCAAGUUGGAAAAUAACGACGACAACGACUCGGCUCGCAUCGGGUCUCGUGCACAGGAUCGAUUAUGUACAUGUAUAUGUAUAUGUAUAUGUAUAUGUUUAUGUAUAUCUAUAUGUAUACGUAUGCGCGUGGGUGUGCGUGUGCGUGUAUGCUUUGUCUUCGUCUUUCUGUAUGUAUGCGUGUAUACAUUUAUAUAAAUAUGCGCGUAUAUACAUAUGUAGAUAUGCGCGCAUUGGACGGAACAAUUUUGUCGACUGUUGGCGAACGAGUAACGUGCGUUACUCUUCGGUACCACGCACCUAUCGGCGGAACCCGAUCGUCUCUAACCCUAUACCGGAUUUCGAAUUUGUUACAGCCUCUCCGCAAACGUCUACCCUAUUACCUCUUUCCAAUUAUAUCCCAUCUCCAACGUAUAGGUAGAUUUAUAAAAAUAUAUUGAACGCGAUCGUA